Messenger RNA from Ogataea polymorpha, 2189 nucleotides. RefSeq lists its product as uncharacterized. NCBI's taxonomy places the organism in Eukaryota, Fungi, Ascomycota, Pichiomycetes, Pichiales, Pichiaceae. The record is from RefSeq and is a predicted model, not a curated record. The transcript has a single exon. The coding region runs from base 190 to 1287 and encodes 365 amino acids.
AGGAAGGAUAAAUGGUAGCAGCUUAACGCGAGCAAGCCUUUGUGGCGGUGCAGAACGCAGGCCAAAAUUUAUUGAUGCAUCUUCCCAAUCUGGAAAAUCAUAAAUAUUAACGAAACCCAGACAUUUAAAUUUGUGCUUUAUUAUUCUUCCUCCCCGUCGCUAGCCCAGCACCGCUGUCUUUGCUUUUCCAUGCUGCACUCGAUUUUUUCAAACCCGUUCGAGGCCAGCGUUCCCGCACACAGCAGCCCGAUCUCCAGCCCGCCGGGCUCGCCCGAGAAGAAGAACAAACCGUCUUUGCUAGACGACUUCGCCUCCGGCAACACCACGCUCGACGACAUCAUUGAGCUGCCCAGGCCCGCGGCGGCUCCCGCAGACCACCUUUUUGCAAGCUCCACGCAACUAUUCGACUUCGACAGUUACCUGCGGUCGGUCGAUCUCGACGGACAGCUGUUCAACCGGAGCACGACCGACCUCGACUUCUCGAGCGUCGAAAAAACCACCAUCAGCGACAUCGACGGCAUGAUUGGCAACCUCUCCAUCGACGAGGUCGACGCACAGGUGCGCUGUGCGCCGGAGAUUUCUGAGCACGAGCACAUUGGUGACAUGGACUUUGGCGCAGAGCUCAGCAAAUUCCUGCGCGCCAGCGACAACCAUCUUGCCGUGGACAUCUACCAGGACGAGUUUGAGCUCGAAUUCGACGACAACGAGCCACAGCCAGCCGCCCGAGACAAGCACAGCUCACCGCUACGGAUUUGCACCCCUACAAAACAGCCAAUCCAGAAACCCAUCAUCAAGCCGUGCCACAAUUUGCUGAAUCUCAUUGUGGAGAGCUCCGACGGUAGCAUAGAGGAUGCUACCAAGUACGCCACCGAGAUCAAUUCGCAGAACUGUUUGGGGAUUCCGAUCCCGGAAAAAACCACAGAGCUGGUGACGAUUCCGACGGCCGGUCCCGCUGUCGACGGCGUGCGAAAGGCCGCAAUUGUGCGCGCAGUCCUUGCCAGAACCACUGCACUGCGGCGACCGGAAAAGACGGCCAAAAAGGUCGGCUUCUAUACAGAGUCCGAAAGACAGAGCUUUCUGCAACUCAAGCACAGCCACAAACGCCCGCACAAGCCCGGCUCGCUCAGCCACCAGCGAACACUCGACAAGCUUAAGGAGGAGCUACAAGAACUACAGGAAAACCAGGAGAACGUGAGCCCAGGCAGCGCCAAUCACGGGCCAAAGACGUUCUCGUACUCGGACCGCAACCGCAAGCGCGUCUCAUGGGCCAGCUCGCUGGAAUGGUAGCACAGUUCUAUGGUUUGCUUGGCUUAUGGAUUGGCGUGUACGGGGUCGUGGGAGCAGCCUCGGGCCGCUCCAGCUGGUGAAUAUCAAAGAAUUUCGUCAAGCAGCUUGCACCAGACCAUGCAAAAUCAUCGGCCGCAAAACAGAUACACUCGUUCUGCUCCUGAAGCCAGUUUGGCCCGUCGCAUUGCAGAUUCGGCGCAUGAUAAUACCCGGUGCCCGCAAAGUACUGCAGCUUGGUGUAUGGAAGCAGCAUAGACACCGCGAUCGUGUGCAGCGGCGCGUCUCCCCACCGUUCGUAAAAAAUCCCGCCCUUGCGGUCCAUAUAGUCGAAGAAAUGCGUAUACGUCUCGCUGCGGAAAAAGUCCAGGUCGCCAAUUUCAAAGUUGGACCAAAAAUGGCACAUGUUGAAGCUCUGACCCUCGUCGUCCGUCAGAAACGCCAUGUUGUUGUUCGCAGCCACACGGUCCGGGUACUGGUGCAUGUACUCCUGUGUGGCAUUCCACAGCGUAGUCACCGUGGUGUGCAGCUCCAGCGGCGUGAGAGUGAACCCGUACACUUUUUCCUGUGUGCGCAUCACCUCAAACGGGUCGUAUGCGAUGUUGCAGCGGAAUUCGACAUUUGGCUCGACUCGCCAGUAAUAUCGGAACGGCCUGAGCGCGUCCAGCUUGUAGAAUAAUCCCGAGAAAAAACGGCACAUGUGGCGAUACGACUCGUUAUCGCCGUACUUGAUGCCUUUUCGUGCCAUCUGACGCCGUACCUCGGCCGCCUGUGCUUGGUCAAUCCAUUCUGGAUAGUCCCAGUACGCGGGUGGAAUGAGGCUGAACUCGACAGUUCCCGAGCACAUUGCCGAAACAGCUGUCUUGAAAUCUUCGGUAAACGGCUCAUUAUUGGCGAAAAUCCAG